Tetrahymena thermophila SB210 is the source of this 1803-nucleotide messenger RNA. RefSeq names its product ser/thr phosphatase family protein. Gene Ontology annotation, biological process: sphingomyelin catabolic process. The record is from RefSeq and is a predicted model, not a curated record. Gene Ontology annotation, molecular function: sphingomyelin phosphodiesterase activity. The transcript is spliced from 4 exons. NCBI's taxonomy places the organism in Eukaryota, Ciliophora, Oligohymenophorea, Hymenostomatida, Tetrahymenidae.
AUGAGAAAAUUAUUCUUGGUAGCUCUUUUUUUGGUAGCAGUUUCUUGCAUCUCUAUCGAUAAUCCUAUUCUUAGUAAAUUGAGAACUGAGGACUUAGAGUAUUACUCUAGCGAAAUCAAGCAAACUAUUGAAGAAAACAUCCAAUAAGCUCUUCAAUUCAAAACUUGCGAUGCAUGUCUUAUCGCCUUCAAUAUGAUUGCCCCUUCCCAGGUCAUUGCCAUCAGAGAAAAGCUCAGAGCCAUUGCUAUUAAGAUCUGCAACUCUUUUAUGGAUAAAGACGUAUGCCAAGGUGUUAUGGUUGAUUACUUUAACUCUUUCGUAGAAAACUUCUUUUCUCGUUAUCUUACUAAUGAUCAUGUUUGUGUCUUCUUGAAGGCAUGUGAAACAAAAACUGAACAAGUAGAUUUCGAAGCCUGGAAGCAAAUGGUUCUUGCUGAUAAGCCAGCUUAAGAUAAGCAAGCCGCUCCCAAAAACCCUGAGCUUUUUAGAGUACUUCACUUCACUGAUUUGCACACUGACUUAGAAUACGAAGUAGGAUCUUUAGCUGAUUGCGACUAGCCUUUUUGCUGCCGUCCUGAAAGUGGAGAUGCUCCCUCUGACGAAAGCAAACAAGCUAAAUACUGGGGAAGUAAUGCCAAAUGCGAUUUACCUUUGCGUACUGUUGAAGCUCUUUUAAUCGAUUCUAAGACCAAAGGUGGAGACAUCGAUAUGAUUGUUUGGACUGGUGAUAACACAAGUCACGAUGUCUGGCAUUAAGACCAAAAGAAUCAAACUCUUCCUCAAUAAAAAAUAUCUGAAUUAAUCGAAAAGCAUUUCCCUGAUGUCCCCAAAUUCCCCAUUUUCGGUAAUCACGAAUGUUUCCCUGCUGAUUAAUAUGACUAUACAGUUAAAGACUCUACUAGAUGGGUUAGAGAAUAAUCUGCCAAUAUGUGGAAAACAUGGUUAGAAUCUGAAGCCUUAAUUUCAUUGGUUGCCAACGGAUAUUACUCUCAAUACGAUCCCAAGACCAAUGUCAGAGUCAUUGCCACUAACACUUAGGCUUGCGAUAUGCUUAACUUUUACUUGAUUAGCAACAACACUGACCCUGCUGCUUAAUUAGAAUUCAUUAGAAAAGAAUUAUACAUUGCUGAAUAAAACUAAUAAAAAGUUUUCCUUAUUGGACAUAUUCCUUUUGGUGACAACACUUGCUCUUCAUAAUGGGCUAUGAGAAUUUAAGUCCUUAUUGAUAGAUUCGAAAACACCAUCAUCGGUUAAUUCUAUGGACACACUCAUAACGAUCACAUUGAAGUAGUUAAGAGUGCUACUGGUGAAGACAGAUCAGUUGGAACAAUUUUCAUUGCUCCUAGUGGAACAACUUAUUCUUACUAAUCUCCUUCUUACAGAAUAUUUGCUUAUGAAAAUGAGAAGGUUUCAAACUAUUUCUAAUAUAGACUUGAUUUAGAAAAGGCUAACAAAAAUACUUAAGUCUCUCCAGUUUGGGAUUUAGCAUACGAUCUCAAGAGCGAAUAUGGUUUGAAGGACGUAUCAAACAAUGAAAUUUACAAUUUCGCCUUCAAGACUUUGGUUAACAACAAGAACGCUUUAUAAAAGUAUGUUGAUAACUAUUGGACUGGCAGCUAGAAGCUUAUCCCUAAAAUAAAUUCUGCAUCUAAGACAAAGUACACUUGCAUGGCUUAAAACGUAGUUUUCGAUGAUAGAUUAAAAUGCUUUGGUAUCUAUGCCUUAACAAGUUAUCCUGAUGAACUUCUCUACAAACUUAUCUAAGUUAUUCAAGGUCCUUGGUUAAUUAAAAAAUCUAACUGA